Molecule: messenger RNA, 3096 nt
Organism: Fusarium tjaetaba
Lineage: Eukaryota; Fungi; Ascomycota; Sordariomycetes; Hypocreales; Nectriaceae
Product: cytochrome P450 monooxygenase oxidoreductase
Exons: 8
Coding region: 1-3096 (1031 amino acids)
Biological process (GO): transmembrane transport
Molecular function (GO): monooxygenase activity; transmembrane transporter activity; heme binding
Source: RefSeq, a predicted model, not a curated record
AUGUCAACAAAACAAUUUUAUCUCUUGGGCGAGGCACCUUCAACAGCCAGAGAAGUCGAUCUGCCGCCGGCUGUUGACUUUGAGGUGCUUCAGAACAUUGUCGCAUCCCACUUUGCGAUCGUCAAGCCAAACGGUGUCGGCUUUGUUCACGAUGACAAAAGACUCAAUGCAGUGUCCGAAGUCCUAGACAAAGACGAACCAAUUGCAGUCUCUAUCAACGGCAAUGCUGUUCGCGAUGUCCCCGGCCCAGCUGGCAUCCCGUACUUCGGCAACUACCUCGAGAUCUACCCCGAUCAUCUCGGCAAUCACCAACGCCUAUUCGAGAAAUACGGACCGUUAUUCGUCACAAACAGCAUGGGUAACCGUCUCUACCAGACCAACAGCGCCGAACUCUCCAACAUCUUCCUCGCUGAAGACCACUACUUCACAAAGGACAUCGUCCCAGGCCAUCCCCUCCACCCGAUCAAGAACCAAGAAGCAGGUGUCUUUCUAGCUGAUACCGACACAGAGCAAUGGCGUCUUGCUCAUAAAUUCCUCCCGCCUGCGCUUGGACCAAAAGCAGUUCGGCAUUACGCUCCUACGAUGCAGCGAACUGUAGAGAAAUCCUUCAAAGUCUUCGAUGAGCUUGACGAAAAGGGCGAGGCGUGGAAUGUUUACCAGUAUAUGCUGAAACUUGGGUCGCAGGCAGUGGGUAAGCUUGUUCUAGGUAUGGACUUUGCGCAUUUUGAGGAGGUGGACGCGCCGCUGCAUGAGAUGGUUCUCAAGAUUGCGGAGAACUUGGAGCUGAAUAAGAAAGUGUCUUCUAUGGGAGCUUGGUAUGCUAAGAUGCCGUUUGGUGAUCCCAAGAAGGUUAGGGAUACGAUGGCUAGGAUCAUGGAGAUGAUGACGGAGUCUAUUGCCAGAGCUUCGAAGGGGCAAGAGGAUCUGGAGCUUCAGGAUGCAGCGCUCAAGGCUGAGAAUGUUGUUGACUACUUCCUCCGAGCCAAGGACAAUAAGGGCAGCAAGUUACCGCCCUCCCAAUUCGCCCCAACCCUACUCGUAGCUACCGCCGCCGGCUUCACCACCACGUCAUCCUUGCUAUCCUGGCUGAUCUACAGUCUCGUCAAGUACCCAGGCAACCAAGAACGUCUCCUCCAAGAACUAAUCGACAACGACUGGGACGAAGACACCCAAGUCACAGCCGAAACAACAAACAAGCUCAGCUUCCUCGAUAAAUUCAUCAAAGAAACCCAACGCCUGCACAAUCCCUCCUUCCAGCCCGCUCGCACCGCAAAAGUCGAUAUGAUCCUCCCAGGAGGCUACAAACUCCCCAAAGGCGCAGUGGUAAUCUCAGCACUACAUCACAUGCACAAUAACAAAGACGUAUGGGAGAACCCUGGCCGCUUUGACCCUGAUCGCUGGGAUACAGAACAGGUUAAGAAUCGGCCUCCUGGGUCUUACAUCCCGUUCGCGACAGGUCCCAGAAUGUGUGUCGGGUUCAAUUUUGCAUUGCAGGAGAUCAAGGUAUUUUUACCGAAGCUUGUGUAUCGGUACAAGUUUAGCUUGGCGCAGGAUGGGCCUAUUGAGUAUGAUCCGUACUUCCAGCUGAUUCGGCCGAAUAAUCUUCUUUCUUUUCCUCUCAAUUCUUCAAUUGGCACAGUAAAAAUGGUGCUCACCAAGGAUGAGAAGGCUCUUCACGACCAGGUAAACAUCCUGCCUCGCCGCCAACUCAUAAUCGCCCUCGCCACUCUCUCAUCAGCCUUACUCCUCGUCACUAUCGACCAAAAUGGUAUCUCUGUGACACUACCCACCAUUGCCAAAGAUCUGAACGCCGAGGCCACCAUUUCAUGGGCUGGUACUUCUAGUUUGAUCGCAAAUACCUGCUUCCAGAUGCUCUACGGCAGACUAUCCGAUGUCUUUGGUCGCAAAGUCGUUUUCAUAUCUGCUGCUCUACUACUCUGUGUUUCCGAUCUGCUCUGCUCGUUUAGUCAGAAUGCAGUCAUGUUCUAUGUCUUUCGGGCUCUCGCCGGUAUCGGCGGCGGUGGUGUUCUGAACCUCAAUAACAUCAUCAUCUCGGAUAUUGUCAGUCUUGAGCAGAGAGGAAAGAUCCAAGGCAUCACUGGUGCCACUGUCGGACUGGGUAAUAUACUCGGACCCUUCAUUGCCGCUGGCAUCAUGGAGAGAUCAUCUUGGCGAGGAUUCUUCUGGCUCUUGACACCUCUAUCAUUCCUCACCGCUGUACUAUCCUUUUUCUUCCUCCCUUCUAAGCCUCCAACUAUUAGCUUUAAAGAAGGGAUCACCAAGAUCGACUGGGUGGGCUCAUGGGUAUCAGGCGUUGGUAUUGUUCUACUGCUAAUCCCUAUUUCCGGAGGAGGUUCGUACUUCUCAUGGGACUCACCACUGUCAAUUAGCUUCCUCGCUGUCGGUGGCUCCUUGUUUCUCGCCUUUAUAGGAUGGGAAUGGAAGAUGGCAAAGCUUCCCAUGAUGCCAGUCGACAUCUACAAAAACUCAAGCAUCAGCAUCAUGCUUGCCCAAAAUUUCCUGCUCGGCGCCGUUUACCAGUCCUACCUGUACUACGUUCCUCUUUAUCUACAGAACCCUCACCAGUAUAGCGCCAUGAAGUCAGCAGCGAUAUACACUCCGUUGGUGGCGGCGCAAAUGAUUGCUUCUGUAUGUUCGGGACAAUACAUCAGCCAUCGCCUCCGAUAUGGCGAGGUGCUAAUAUUCGGUUUCGCUGUAUGGACAUUAGGAGCUGGCCUGGCUUUGCUACUUACGCGACACUCCAGUAUCGCCGUCAUUGGUGUUAUACUGGGCGUUGUCGGAAUGGGAGUCGGGUGCAUCUUCCAACCUACUCUGAUCGCACUACAGGCUCAUUCCCCCAAGAGUCGUCGUGCAGUCAUCAUCUCCAACAGGAAUUUCUACCGUUGUAUUGGAGGCGCAUGCGGUCUUGCUAUCUCUGCGGCAGUCCUUCAAGCCCAAUUACGCGCUACUCUGCCAGCUGAGUACAAGGACCUUGCUAGUUCGACAUAUGUGCUGCCAGAGUCGAUGCGCAAGGUUCCUGCGGUUUUGGAUGCCUACAUGUCUGCCAGUCACAGCAAUAUCCUUGCUUCCUAUUAA